AUGGAUACCAGUGAUACCACAGUUUUCCGAAGACGCGGUAACAGCUGUUAUAAACCGAUAGCAGUGAUUGCCGUGAUCGCCGGCGUUUACGCUUCGAUCGUGUCCGUCUUGCGUUUCGGCCGUUUCCUCGGCGCUUUCAACACUGCGCUGAAGUCCGAUAAUGAUUUAUUACCAUCUUCCUCUCGUAUUUAUUUUAGGAUAGUUGUGAACUGGUCACUUGCAUCUAGUUAUUUAUAUUUACCUUCAAUAGUUGGAGUAGUCAUUGAACGGAUUGGCAACUUAUGUGGAUUACCUGAUUGUUAUUUCAAAUUUACUAAAAUUGUCUUGCUUUCAUCUAUUUUAAACGGAGUUAUUGGAUUUUGGCAGGAAGUUCCUGAGAUAUGUUUGUGGAAUCUAAGCACAUUAUAUCAUGCUGAAAUUAUACACUUUUAUUUGCAUUGUUCCAUGUGGAUUAUAUCAUUUAUGAUUAUGUUAGCAAUUGAUAUUACUGAGAUAACAGGAAUCAAACCGCAUGACCACGUCUCAAUCGUCAAUAUUACGUAUUGUGCUGAUAACAAUUUUACUUAUUCGAGAUUGGUGUGGCCAGAACAGUUGCCUUACGGUGACAGAAUCAAAGAGCAAAUAAAUUACGUGCCAAAAGACUACAGGUACUCGAAGACACCGUACAAACAGAUUUUAAUCCAAACCGGAAUCGGCCACAUAUGGGAGAUUCUUAAACCCGACCAGGGAGAGUUCUUUGGAUGUCCCGUGAGUCAAUGUUGGUUGACAUACAAUAAGUCACUGGGUCCGGAUGUCGAUGCGGUGCUUUUCAGACAUAGUUACAGCCGCCCUGAGUACCGAAGGCCUCCCAAUCAGAUUUGGAUUUUAUUAUACACCGAAUGCCCGGUGCAUCACUCGUAUACACCUGUAAGUGACGUCAGCGUAUUCAAUUGGACGGCCAACUACCGCUGGGACAGUGAUGUACCGUUUCCUUAUGGAUACUUCGUGGAAAAUAAUUCACCUCUGCCUCGUGCCUGUGAAAAAAAUUACGCUCUUAACAAAACAAAGAAAGUGGCGUGGUUCGUCUCGAACUGCAAUCCGUAUAACAAACGUAUGAUUUAUGCAAACGAACUCGCCAAACACAUAUCGGUUGACGUGUACGGUGGCUGCGGGAAACUCCAAUGUCCUAAGUCCAAAGAAGCGGAAUGCUUUCAGAUGCUGAAAAAGGAUUAUAAAUUCUAUUUGUCUUUUGAAAGUUCGCAUUGCAUUUAUUAUGUAACUGAAAAGUUUUUCAUAAAUGCACUGAGUAACGACGUGGUGCCGAUCGUCAUGGGACCGAAACGGAGCUAUUACGAAUUAAUAGCGCCAAAUAAUUCAUUCAUACAUGUCGACGACUUCGGGUCACCAAAAGAGCUGGCUGACUAUUUGCACUUGUUAGACGGCAACCACCAGCUGUACAACAAAUAUUUCCAGUGGAAGGGCUCGGGCACGAUAAUCGAGGACACUCGUUUAUACUGCCGGCUGUGCGCGAUGCUCCACGACACGAACCGAGCGCCCAGACAUUACGAAGACAUCAACAAGUGGUGGAAAGGCCCUGGCAAAUGUUAA
This is a messenger RNA of Macrosiphum euphorbiae (potato aphid), 1587 nucleotides long. The record is from the annotation of a GenBank genome assembly. NCBI's taxonomy places the organism in Eukaryota, Metazoa, Arthropoda, Insecta, Hemiptera, Aphididae.